CCUAGUAUCUUCUGAUAUUGGUGUUAAAGGCUUCUACUUUCAUCAGGCACGCAGUUAGUGUGGAUGCGGGACCUUUUGAUGAGAGAGGUUGUGGGGUGCAUCAUGCCCGUGCACCUUUCCUACCAAAACGAUAACCACAAAACCACAUUUUGAAGCAUUUAUAUUUAAACGCCCCGUCCGCCACACUUCCUAUUACAAUUGCCGCUCCAUCUUUCUCUUUCUAAUUUUCCUCACCCUUACCAUUUGUUAGUCUUGCAGCUUUUGAAGUGAAAUAGCUACCCUCCUCCUAGCUCUAGUCUUACCCCUCCCCUAAUAAAACCUAUCCGCCCCCCUAGUAUUGGCCCACGAUAACCUCCAAUGUCUCAUCCAAAGAACGGUGAUCUCCUUGCUGUCCUCACUGAGAGGCUUCACCUCAACGCUGCCGAAGAAGCUGCAAAAGACGUUGAGAUUUUUGGUGGAAAGGAGAACGCUCUCCUUAACCCUCUUUCCUCUAACCUUGCCCCACCGCCACUUAUCCCCUCAGACGAGUCUGAACUGGAUGAGGCGGGGGCCCUGGAAAGUGAAGAGGAGGUGCAAGACGCUGUAUCUGAGGACUCCAAACCGGCAAAGAAGUUUGACGACCCACAGAGCCACAACAACGGCUCCUUCCGCGGUCGCCCGUCUUCGUGUGUCUUUGUUGCAAGCCUUUCCUCCUCUAUGUCCGACGACCACUUGUGUAUGUCGGUGACGAAACAUUUCCUGAAAUGGGGUGAGCUUUCGAUGGUGAAGGUACUUAGAGAUACGUCCAAUCGUCCGUAUGCGUUUGUCCAAUUCUCAACCGAUGUAGACGCCAAAAAGGCAAUCUUGGAAGGUCAGCAUUCUAUUCUCGAUGGCAGAUCCAUCCGUUGUGAGUCAGCUAGAGUGAACCGUACCUUGUACAUCGCUCCUGAGUCGGUUCAAGAACUCGGUGUAGAUCACGUCAGAGAGUCCAUGGAGGAGUUUGGUGAGGUAGAACAGCUCAUGCCCUAUCCGUUGUACGGCGGCCUUCACCCAAGACAGGCCCGCUCUGGGGAUAAGACCAGCCAUGCGUUCUUUUGCAAGUAUGCGUACCGCGAUGAUGCUAUCAGAGCGUAUGCUAACUUGCGUAACGACCGCGCUUGGAUCGUGGAAUGGGCGCAAAACUUGGACUCCCCAGCUGACAUGCUAGAAGAUGUUACCAUCGACAAGUUCUCUGUGUUUGUUGGCCAGUUGGACCCUCGGGUGACGGAAGAAAAGUUGGUGGACCGUUUCAGCAAUCACGGGCCGAUUGCCGAAGCGGUUUUGGUCCAACGGCCAAACAACAAUUGUUUUGGUUUUAUCAAAUUCGAGACUGAGGUUGCCGCUGCGGCCGCCGUGGAGAAGGAGAACCACGCCAUCUUCAUGGAGAAAACCAUGCACGUUCAGUACCGUGAAAUGCACCACAACAACCAUAAGCGUUCGAGCGAAAUGAAGCUCACUUUGGCACCACCGCCGAUCAACUUGCCGUCAAGACGGGCCAGUACAGGUACGGUCUCGUCCCGCUCCAGUUUCGGCAAGGGAAACGGUAGCUUCUCUCGCAACAGACGGGCCAGCGGUGAGAUCAUCAACCCUCGUGCAGAAUCAAUGUACGGGUCUAGAUCGUUCAAGUCCAACUCUGGGUUCCCAUCGUAUGCACAGGCCUCUACCUCGUCGUCUAACGAAGUGUCCAGCUUCCGCUCCUCGCGGUUUAGCCGGAACGACCACAAUAGCUCCAAAGCGUCUUCGGUCACAUUUAAAGACAGGGGCCGCAUCGAUUACUAUGCCCCAGAGGACGAUAGCACCGACAGGACCCUCAACGACGAUUUAGAGCACACCUUGACCGACGACUGCGAAAAGGCCCACACGCCUCUGAAAAUAAAAGGCAGAAAGGAGAUCACGCCUGGCACUUCUCCGAGCUUGAACACCGCGGGUUCUCCAGGCCUCUCCAAGACACUCUACUCUCCGAGUACCGUGGGGUAUUCCGACAGACCAGACGAGGUUCUGGGAUUCAAGAGAAGAGGCCCUAACGUAGACCCCGGCCAGGUGCAGCACCCGCCGCAGGUUUCAAUUCCACACUUUUACUACGUUCCAACCAAGGAGGUUUAUGGGUCGUACGAGUAUGCGCCAAUCGCCCACGGGGCGAUGCCACCGUAUUACUACGGGGCCUACCAGCCUUAUCCCCAAUACGAAGGAAUGGAGUACGCGCAGGGUACCAUGCCACAAUACUACAUGUAUUAUCCACACCACGUGCCUUUUAACGCCGGGCAGCCUUCCGAGUUUGCUCCACCUCACGCUCCUACCAAGUCUACUACCAGCGAUAAUGUGGGAGCUGUAGCCGGUACCAACACCAACGUCAAGGAAGGGGCAGUUGAGGAUGAGCUGAAUUAGGGUGUGUCCGUUGUGCGUGCUGUCAGCGGCUACAGUUGAUAUUCCUUCCGAGCCGCAAUACCGACGCCACCACGACUUGUACUCCUCGUACCAUCUGGUCCGCCUGAUGCAAGCUUGAUUUUUUUUUUUUU
Molecule: messenger RNA, 2534 nt
Organism: Babjeviella inositovora NRRL Y-12698
Lineage: Eukaryota; Fungi; Ascomycota; Pichiomycetes; Serinales
Exons: 3
Coding region: 358-2403 (681 amino acids)
Biological process (GO): mRNA splicing, via spliceosome
Cellular component (GO): U12-type spliceosomal complex; precatalytic spliceosome
Molecular function (GO): snRNA binding; mRNA binding
Source: RefSeq, a predicted model, not a curated record